GAAACUACUUUGCAAGUCACUUCUUUAUGGGAGGUGAGAAGUUUGACACCCCUCACCCUGAGGGUUACCUUUUUGGUGAGAACAUGGACUUAAACUUCCUUGGAAAUAGACCAGUUCAGUUUCCCUACAUAACUCCAGCUCCUCAUGAGCCAGUGAAGACACUGAGGAGUUUGGUGAACAUCCGCAAGGAUUCUCUCCGACUUGUCAGGUACAAAGAUGAUGUUGACAGCCCCACUGAGGAGAAUGGGAAGCAGAAGGUUCUGUACAGCCUGGAGUUCACCUUUGAUGCAGAUGCCCGUGUUGCCAUCACAAUCUACUGCCAGGCCACAGAGGAGUUUGUUGGUGGCAUGGCCGUAUACAGCACAAAGAAUCCCUCUCUGCAGUCUGAGACAGUUCACUACAAGAGAGGGGUAAGCCAGCAAUUCUCCCUGCCUUCCUUCAAGAUUGAUUUCUCAGAGUGGAAGGAUGAUGAGCUGAACUUUGACUUGGACCGUGGCGUGUUCCCUGUGGUCAUCAGAGCAGUGGUGGAUGAAGGGGAUGUGGUGGUUGAGGUCACUGGUCAUGCCCAUGUUCUUCUGGCUGCAUUUGAAAAGCAUGUUGAUGGCAGUUUUUCUGUGAAACCACUAAAACAGAAGCAGAUUGUUGACCGGGUGAGCUACCUGCUCCAGGAGAUCUAUGGCAUCGAGAACAAGAACAACCAGGAGACCAAGCCCUCAGACGAUGAGAACAGCGACAACAGCAACGAGUGUGUGGUGUGCCUGUCGGACCUGCGGGACACCCUGAUCCUGCCCUGCCGCCACCUCUGCCUCUGCAACUCCUGCGCCGACACGCUGCGCUACCAGGCCAACAACUGCCCCAUCUGCAGGCUGCCUUUCCGUGCCCUGCUGCAGAUCCGGGCGGUGAGGAAGAAGCCGGGGGCUCUGUCACCAGUGUCCUUCAGCCCUGUCCUGGCACAGAGUGUGGACCAUGAUGAGCACUCUAGCUCUGACAACAUCCCCGCAGGCUACGAGCCCAUCUCGCUGCUGGAGGCGCUGAACGGGCUGCGCUCGGUGUCGCCCUCGCUGCCCUCGGCGCCGCUCUACGACGAGAUCUCCUACUCGGGGGUGGUGGAUGGCGUGGCCCCGGCCGGCCGCCCCCUCGCGGCCAUGGACAGAGCCCUGGAGGCCGCCCACCAAAAGGGCAAGCGCAGCAAGUCCCCAGACAGCACACUACGGUCUCCUUCAUCCCCAAUCCACGAGGAGGAUGAGGAGAAGCUCUCCGAGGACUCUGACUCGCAGGCGGUGCUGAGCGGGGGCGAGCUGGUCCUGAGGGAAACCAGCUCUCCAGAGAGCGUGGCAGGGGAGGAGAUGGAGGAGGCCUCAUCGGUGCAGCAGG
Zonotrichia albicollis (white-throated sparrow) is the source of this 1374-nucleotide messenger RNA. NCBI's taxonomy places the organism in Eukaryota, Metazoa, Chordata, Aves, Passeriformes, Passerellidae. The record is from RefSeq and is a predicted model, not a curated record.